Molecule: messenger RNA, 1330 nt
Organism: Planococcus citri (citrus mealybug)
Lineage: Eukaryota; Metazoa; Arthropoda; Insecta; Hemiptera; Pseudococcidae
Product: cAMP-dependent protein kinase catalytic subunit gamma-like
Exons: 1
Coding region: 83-1153 (356 amino acids)
Biological process (GO): protein phosphorylation
Cellular component (GO): nucleus
Molecular function (GO): protein serine/threonine kinase activity; ATP binding
Source: RefSeq, a predicted model, not a curated record
CUUUACGUUCUUCAAACCUUUUGGUUUCUUUUUCGACUCAUUCACUGGCUCGUCCAGGCUACAGGAGAACGUCCAGCAAAACAUGUCGACGGCUCCUCCACAACCCCCAUCAGCACCAACGGCCAUCUCACGUCAAUACGAUCCUGAUAAAGAGAAACGUAGGUUCCUGAGCAAGCUCGGUUUAGCUCUGACCAAUACCUCGUCCCUGGAAGAGUUCGUCGUCGGUCGUACCAUCGGCGUUGGAUCUUUUGGCCGAGUACUACUCUAUCGUCACCGCAAAACGCAGCAUUUAUACGCGGCCAAGAUCAUGAACAAGGAAAAAAUGGUCCGCAUGAAUCAGGUGCUGCGAGUGAUCGAAGAAAAACGCGUAUUGCAAUCGGUCGCCUGUAAAUUCCUCGUAGAUUUACGAUUCUCGUUCAAGACCAACUCGAAUCUGUAUCUUUUAAUGCCUUUCAUCCCCGGAGGCGAACUAUUCACUCUUCUCAAGCAACGCAAACGUCUAGAUCAAAUCGAGGUGAAAUUCUACUCUGCCCAGGUCGCCCUCGCUUUCGAAUACCUGCACAGUAUCGACGUCCUGUAUCGCGACCUUAAACCCGAAAACAUCAUUUUGAAUUGCGACGGAUACGUCAAACUGGUCGAUAUGGGGUUCGCCAAAUACGCCCCACGGAAUACCACCUCGUUUAUAGGAACACCCGAAUACAUGGCCCCAGAAAUGCUCAUCAAAUCGCAACGCGAAAAAGGCUACAGCAACACGGUAGACUGGUGGUCAUUCGGAGUCUUGAUCUACGAACUCAGCGUCGGUACUCCGCCCUUCACCGGCGAUAAUCUAUUCCAGAUAUUCAAUCGUAUCAUCAAAAAGAAAUACACUCUUCCGUCCGGAUUUGAUGAUAUUUUCAAAGAUUUGCUAGACAAGAUAUUCCAGCCAGAUGUGACCAUUCGAUUAGGAUGCGGCAAAGAUGGCGCCGUUGAGCUCAAAAAGCAUCCUUGGUUUGCCGAAAUCAACUGGUCGGCUGUAUUCGAUAAGCAAAUUACGCCCAAAUUCAUUCCAACCUGCAAUCCUCAGAAAGAAGAUGGGAAUUUUCCGCGCUACGACGAAGAACCGGUUCAGGAAAAUGAACAAGACGAAUAUACCGAGCUUUUCAAUGAUUUUUGAAAGCGAUUAUUGUUGAUUUUUCAAAAAUGUUUUUCGAAUGGGAACAGCUACCUCGAUGUGAAUGGUUUAUGUGUGUGUGUUUGUUUUUUUAGGUGAAUUGUGACCUUUUUUUGCAUUUAUUUUAUUAGGGCUUUCGACGAUUAAAAACAUACCUAAUCGAGAUGGGAGAAUGCGAAA